Cladocopium goreaui is the source of this 762-nucleotide messenger RNA. NCBI's taxonomy places the organism in Eukaryota, Dinophyceae, Suessiales, Symbiodiniaceae. The record is from the annotation of a GenBank genome assembly.
AUGCUUCGUCGGACGGCGCUAGUGCUUGCUCCGUGCGCUAUAGGCGCCCUCAUUCUCUCAACUGACCGUCAAGUGGUGCUGCUACAUCUUACAACAGCUGCAGAGCGAGCAGAACAGCUGGGCAACGCCGGCAUUGCCGGAUAUGUGCUUUGCUUCGUGGUGGCGACCCUGAUGAUGAUCCCGACAGGCCCACUGGAGAUGGCAGCUGGCCUCCUUUUCACACGGCGUUUGGGGCUCCUGGGGGCCAUCACUUUGGCGGCUGUGGCCAAACAGGUCUCAGGUAGUGUAGGGUUCUUGCUUGGUCGGACUCUUUUCCGUGAGUCAGCGCAAGAAACUGUAGUGGCUCGAUUUCCGAUCUUCAAGGCUGUCAUGCAAGCCGUGAAAACAGAGCCCUUCACCGUGACCUGCAGCCUGGCAUUGACACCAAGCAUGGUGCGCUUUGCGCCCAUUCCAACCACUGCGAAGAGCAUGGGCUUAGCAGCUUCUGGUGUGUCUUUUGGCCCCUUCCUGCUGGCCUCAUCUCUCUUUGGAGCACCUUGGAGUGCCUUGAGCGCUGUUGUGGGCUCAACUUUGGCAUCCCUUCCAGAGAUCCUCGAGGGGAGAGGAGAAGAGAAAAUGCGGGAAAUUCUGAAAUCCUGGAAGGAAGAGCCACUGCUCUUAACCUGUGGUGCUCUACUGAGCAUUUUGGCAGUUGCCUUCUUGAUGGUCAAAACAAGGAAGCUGCUGAAGACAUAUCGAGAUCUGAUGCAGAAGGCUGCAUGA